This is a messenger RNA of Nilaparvata lugens (brown planthopper), 1229 nucleotides long. RefSeq names its product ATP synthase subunit b, mitochondrial (gene ATPsynB). The record is from RefSeq and is a predicted model, not a curated record. NCBI's taxonomy places the organism in Eukaryota, Metazoa, Arthropoda, Insecta, Hemiptera, Delphacidae. The transcript is spliced from 5 exons. Gene Ontology annotation, biological process: proton motive force-driven ATP synthesis. Bases 145 to 987 code for a protein of 280 amino acids. Gene Ontology annotation, molecular function: proton transmembrane transporter activity.
UAAAGUGUUUUUCACAGUGCUGGUUCGUUUUGGCUACUCUUCAUUGGCCCACACCACUCUAUGUAAUCUUUGCUCAUUGAAUUUGCAUUCUGCUUUGCCUGUGUCCUGUGAUAUUGGGUCUGGAUCGUGAAGGGCAACAAGAAAAUGUUUUCCAGAUUAGCUUUCAAUUGCGCCAAACAGGUGCGGCCAGCCCUGAUAGGUGCAGUGCGAUGCAGCGGCACCGAAGCGGCAACGUCGCAAUCGCAACAGCUGAUGAGCAAGGUUGCCGUGAUGGCACCGGCAGCCAGCCGACAGCUCUCGGCCACCGCCACCGGUGACCGCCCGCCAUGGGAGGGACCCGAGCGUGACCUCGUCAACUUCCCCCGCCCCGUCAUGCCCGAGGAGCCCGGCAAGGUCCGCUACCUCUUCGUGCCUGAAGAGUGGUUCGAGUUCUUUUACAAGAAGACUGGUGUUACUGGUCCUUACGUAUUGGCUUUCGGUAUUUUCAACUAUGUAAUGAGCAAAGAAGUGUGGAUAAUUGAACACGAGUACUACUAUGUUUAUGCGCUGGCUGCCAUCUUCUAUUUUGGCGACAAGAAAUUUGGAAAGCAAAUUGGCGAUUAUUUGGACAAAGAGAUUGAAGCCGAUACACAUUUCUUCGAAAAGGAUAGGCUAGACAAGAUAGCCAACUUCAACAAGAGCAUUGAGGAGGAGAAGACACUGCAGUGGCAGAAAGAGGCCGACAAGCUGAUCAUCGAAGCCAAACGCGAGAACGUCGCUCUGCAGCAGGAGGCCAUUUUCAGAGAACGUGCCAUGUUCGCCUACCAAGAAAUCAAGAGGCGGUUGGAUUACCAGUCGCAGAAGCAGCUGAUGGAGCGACGCAUUGCGCAGAAGCACAUGGUCGAAUGGAUCGUGGCCAACGUGCUGAAGGCCAUCACCCCGCAACAGGAGGCCGACACACUCAAGAAGUGCAUCGUCGAUCUGCAGGCCAUGUCAGCCAAGGCCUAAACCCUCCCCCCAUCCACUUUUAGUAAAUUAUAUUCAUCAACAACAAUAAGUCAUCGGUAGAAAUGUGUGGUGAACUCAAUCAUGCAACCUGUCAACAGUAGAAGAGAUGCAUGAUGUGUGGUGAACUUACCGCCAUGAAUAAAUGUCAUAAAUUCCAAUUAUUGUUGAAAGCUAAUGUCCUUGCGAACUGCUAAUAAAUUGUUAUAGUUUAUAUCUAUUAAAGAUACACAUUUAUUGAAAUC